AUGAGUGACUCUGAAGAGUACGCCUUUUCUGGGGAAGAAGAUGAAGUUGAAAUGGGGGAGGACGAAGUGGAAGAGGAAGCUGAAGAGCAGUCUGACGAUGAUGAAUCAAUUAGAAAUGACCUCGCACAGACGACAUUUGAAGAUCUUUUGGCGAUGCGCGAUAAACUAGGCACCAAAGUGUACCGGGACAGUGUGCUGAAGAAGUUGAGCGGUAGUGGUGCAGCUGGUGGUGAACAACCAACUUCAAACAACAAGGACAAACAAGCAAGCAGACAAGCAUCAAAGCCCAAAUCAGCCAAAUCGAUAUCGGCACCGAAACCGAAAAGCCAGCCCAUUGUGGCCAACUCAAAGCGGCUUGAAACGAAGCACAACUUUGCCAUUCUGCCAGUUCCAUCCCUCGCUACCAAAGCAAAGACUUUUCGUGAUCCUCGCUUCGAGUCCACCUCGGGCACCUUUCAGGCGGACAAGUUUGAGGACAACUACCGCUUUUUGAGCUCGAUGAAGAAGCGCGAACUGGAGGUGCUACAGAAAAGGCUGAAGCGCACAAAGUCGCCCGAAGAGAAGGCCAAGCUGACCAGGUCGAUGAACAUCCUUCGGGCGCAACUGAGGGCGGAAACGCAGAAGGACAAGGCGAGAGAGGUGGAGAAGAGCGUCAAGACGGUGAUUGCCAAAGACCUGGCGCCUUUUCACAGUGCACCUCAUUCUCCUUUUCCACCUCCUCCUCCACCGUCUUCAUCUGCUGAUUCGAAACUUUCUCCACAAAAACCAAAAGCCCCACAAAAGCCAAAAGUAUUCGUCAACAAAGCUGUCGUCAAGCGAGCCCAGCUGGUGGCCAAGUUCAAGGACCUGAAGAAGCGAGGGCGGCUGGACAAGUACAUUGAGCGGAAACGCAAGAAGAACGCCGGAAAGGAGCGCAAGUACUUUGAGCAGCGAAUCUAA
Messenger RNA from Rhagoletis zephyria (snowberry fruit fly), 939 nucleotides. Lineage: Eukaryota; Metazoa; Arthropoda; Insecta; Diptera; Tephritidae. The record is from RefSeq and is a predicted model, not a curated record.